AUGAUCAAGUGGUGGCUUUUGGCACUUUGGCAGGUAGUUAUGGCAUUUGAACCUUCGAACGAGUGGCAGGUAGUGCCUGAAGGAGAAUCAAUCCCCAAGGGGCUAGAAGUCAAGAUGGAUCUGGAAUCUGGACAGCGAUUGGCCCGCUUCGCAGACAAGCAAGCGCCAGGCCCAGCCCCGGUCGCUUUGGCUAAACCCACCCCCAAUUCCGAGGUUGGCCGGCCCAUUCUCGACUUGGAGCAGCUUGAGGAACUCGCCCACGACUUUGACCAUGGUCAGCAGUUUAUGGAACAAUACGGAGCCCAUCUCAUAGAAGAGUACGAAUCUGGGUUGGGUAAACGAGACCAUGCCGGAAAAGUUCUUGGAGUUGCCGUUCGAAACAACCCGAAUGCGGCGUCCGCACUCCUGUCACAAGACCCGGAGUUGACUCUGCGACUUGCCCAAAAUUUCCAGGCUCAGGAUAUUUACAUACUGGCCAACUUGGCCACUGCCCACUACGACCAAGUCAAGCCGGCCCUUGUCAAAGCUCAAUCCCAGCUAUCCUCCAAACCACUGUCAAGAGAUAUCAGCAAACAAGUUGUCCGUCUUGUUCGUGAUAUUGGUCAUACAGAUAAGCCUGCCAUCGAAGACUGGGCUGGGGCGAUUCAGCAGGCACUUCAACGUACAGGUGACGACAUGGAUGGGGUGCGGCUCGACUUGUUGAGGGUGUUGACGGAGAUUGUUGAGAAGAAGGGCGAGUUUGAGGGAACAAAUACCGAGGUUUCACGCGACUUUGUGUCGUGGUUGGCCGACCAGGCGGUCAGAGCAUCGUCUUCAAGUGGGGUAAAGGGCCGUUCGGACAACGAGAAUAAUCCCACUUACGAGUUCCUGCAGUUGGUGAAACAGGUGCGUCAUCGCGUUUACGGCAAUCCGAAGGCCGCGAGACUCCAUAUGGACCUGUAA
This is a messenger RNA of Wickerhamiella sorbophila, 942 nucleotides long. RefSeq names its product Nucleotide exchange factor SIL1. Bases 1 to 942 code for a protein of 313 amino acids. The record is from RefSeq and is a predicted model, not a curated record. Gene Ontology annotation, molecular function: adenyl-nucleotide exchange factor activity. Gene Ontology annotation, cellular component: endoplasmic reticulum. Lineage: Eukaryota; Fungi; Ascomycota; Dipodascomycetes; Dipodascales; Trichomonascaceae. The transcript has a single exon.